AUGCUGUCGACAACAGGAGCACAUGUCUCCUUCCAUCAUCUAUAUGAUGCCGGAGAUCCUCAAGCCGUGCCAUUCUACGAUGGGCCGAAUCUGGCUUCGAAUGCUGAACAAUCGGUGUUUCUGUCAUUGCCAACCAAACGGAAUGCAGCUCAUCAUCUAAACGCGGCCCCCACUACCGCCACUCACGUCUUGCAGGGCGUUAAAGCUCUAGGAAAUGGUGCUAAACGAGCCAUUGCUCGUCUGGGAAGUGCUACUCAGAUCGACAUUCGUGAUUCUGCAUCUUCGGCAUCAAACGCUGGUGAUUUAUUGGAGCGAUCGAACUCUCAGGCUCGAUUAUUAGCACCACAAUAUUUAGAUUUCAAGGAAAUCCUUCUUCCAACCAUCCUGGCUCUCGUGCAGCCUGUUCCUCACGUCGCUCUUAACAACAGCACCAAUCAGCCUUUUGGUAAUACCGUACCAAUAAAGUCGCACUUUCCUGUAAGGAAUCCUACCUCAGCAUAUGAUAAUUAUAACGAUCUAGCUGCUGACGCUGAAGAGGAGGCUGAAGAGUCACGGUUGCAGCUGUUGAAAACCACAGAGCUCCUUUUACCUACAGAGUCUCAGUGGUAUGCUCUAAACCAAAUGAGGAUUCACGCCGGAGCACCUGAACGUAGCUUUGGUGGUAUAGAGAAGCUGGCACAUUACUAUGCCCAGUUGGUAUAUUUGGAGCAGAAGUUUCCUUUUGAAACUGGAAAGAUGGAUGUGACCUUCAUUUGGUUUGAAGCUUUCGCGGACGAUAAAAAAAGUAGUGAGAACCCUGUCACUUUUCACGCUGAAGGCCAAAUGCUAACCAUAUUAUUCCGUCUAGUUAUCACCAGCUGCAUCCAGUACGAGAAGGCAUCAGUUCUCUACAAUAUGGGCUCUAUUUUCUCUCAAUUGGCUGCUGGAGAACAGUUAUGGACAUCUGCUGGCAAAAAACAUGCCUCAGCCUACUUCCAGAAAGCCGCUGGUGUAUUUAUCUUCAUUCGGGAUGCACUUUGCAAUCGAUAUCGCAUCCGCGUGGACAAAUCGUCGGAUGUCUCAGAGCAGACCUUGACUGCAUCAGCUCAAUUGAUGCUUGCUCAGGCUCUGGAAUGCUUUUACGGAAAGGCUACCGAAGAUCAUGUCAGCAGCCCUAUCACAGCUCAGAUUGCUGCUCAGUGUGCUGACUAUUAUCAGAUUGCUCAACGAUCGGCCAAGUCGAAUAACGGGUUUGGAAAGAUUCGAUAUCCAAGGGAAUGGGUAUCGCAAAUGAAGACAAAAUAUCUCCUAUUGACGGCUAUAGCCCAUUUUCAUACACCUUCGACGCUACCAGCAGCCAUGCAAGUCGCGGAACGAGUAACGAGAUUAACAGUAGCCCGCGGAUAUGCCUUCCAAGCUUCCAAAGCUGCCCGUGAUACAUCAGCAGUAUUACGGGAUGUAGUAGACGCAUACACGGAAGUUAUUGUUAAUGCUCUAUUGGCUACAGAUUCCGCCAAUUUUGACUUGCACCACCAAACCACCGUCGAUGUCCGAUUACUAGUACCUAUAAAACGACCUUCUGAUCCGCUUGUAGCCCCGCCCACCGCCACGAAUGUUCUAGGUCCAUUAAAUCGCUUCCAAGACUUAUUCCAUGCCGUCAUUGCACCAAAUCAUCACGAAGACGUCCGUAAUUUCUUACAGGAUUGUGGUCGUAUUGUAGAAGCCGGACGUAUAGAAUUAAGUAAUUCUGUGGUGGAGAUUGAUGCCAAAGUUGCUGCUCUGGGAUUGAGUCUCGCCUCAUCAAAGGCCGAAGAUGAUGGGAAGGAUGGUGGUGCAACAACAUCGGAAGAUGCUUUUCAACGAGCUAAUCCAGCGAUGCUGAUUGAGCAGAUUAAAGUCUAUCAAAAGGAAGAAGUUGUGAUUAGCUCGGAGGAAAUGAUCAAGAACCUUCGACGGCUUCAGGAGAUUAUUGGUGGUAACCUUCAAGAGUCGUUACAAAUCCUAGAUCGUAUUGAAAUCGCGUCGUUGGGUGACUCGAAUCUUGUAAAUCAAGUCUCGAUAUUACGACAGUCAGCCGUAGAAAUGACUGAUGUAAUGCGUGAACGCAAGCUCAAACUAGAGGAUUUGUAUCUAUUGUAUGAGACAGAGAUUGCCGAGUUUUCACCAUUGGGUUGGAGUGAGGAAAAGCUUAAAGCAAUCUUGCCAUGUCUGGAUACUCCUAGUGCUACACUAGAUGAUACAAGAUCAAGAUUGACAGCGGCCAGGUUGGAACGUGGUAUCUUUUUGGCCAAGAUAUCGGAUACGAGAGCUGAAUGUCUCAAGAAGUUUGAGGAAGUUCAAAAUUUCGGAACUGGAUUAGACGUGUUGAAGACGGGGGAAGAUUUGGAUGUGUCUGCUGCUUUGAACGCUAGACGUAAACAGCUCAAGGUCCUGGAAGAUACUAUUCGCCAAACUCGCAAGGAGAAGGAUGAGCUUUUGGCAAAGAUCGAGAGCCUUACCAAGUCCAUUAUGAGAGAUACUGCUGGUGUUUCAGAAGAGGAGCAGUCAAGAGCAAUAGUUGAUAGCUUCAAGACAACUUUUGCACAUUAUGCUGUCUUUAGGGAGGAAACUCAGAAUGAAAUCAAGAAAUGCUUACGAUUACGAGAAGAGUCAGCUGGUAUUCUUGUACGUUGCCACAAGUUCACUGGAAGCAAGGGCUCUGGAGAUAGUCGCCGUUCGUCUCCUGGUCGCAACAGAGAAAAGCUACUACCACAUCCAUCAGGUUUAGACCGAGAUCCUAUGGUCACCAAUAUGAUGGCGAGUGACUCAAGGCCACCAUCUCCAUAUCGCGAAAAUGGUCGUGCCAGCACACCACACCAGUCUGCUCCCAGCUCUCCAACCAGAGUAGCGUCAUCAAUCCCAGGUGUAAAAGUACCUGCUCCCAUGUCACCGGCAACAUCUGCGGACUCUAGUCCUGAUGUAAUCAUGCCUGAUUCAAAGGCAACUGAAGAAAUUCGACAAGCUCUUCAGGAAGCAUUGCCUCAUGAAGGACGAUUCGAUGUAUAUACUCUCGGAUCUCUCCCAGGACAUCCAUCUGAUCCACAGGUUGAGAGUACUGAAGAUUAUAUGAAGAGACUUAUUUCUACGCAACAAGCUGAAAUUGAGCGAUUGGGUGCUCUCCAUAAGAAUCACGAAGCUCAUAUACGAGAAUUGCAAAAACAGCAGCGGACUUCUAGUUGGGCAGCUUUGGAAGCUCUCGCUAGUAGUAAAUCGCAUCCUGAUUUGAUGGAUGCUGCUCAAGAGCCACUUUAUAAGCAACAGCCAACAAGAUCAGAGUUUCUUGAACAGCGACCUGCUGGGUCGAAACGAGCUCAAUUACUUGAAGUGAAACGACGACCAUCUGGUGCUCCCAUUAAGUAUGUCUCUGCUACGGGAAACGAGCAUUAUCAAAGACCUCCACGUAUAGAAACUGCUAGAGUUAUAGUACCUCCAGCUACUGGAAUUGCUUCGUUCAGCCCGACCAAGUCUACCGAGAAGAUGAAGUCAGGAUUCUUAAAAUUCUGGAAUGCAAGUGGUAGAGACGCCGAUGCAUCCUCAUCAGCGCCCAUCCAACAUCAAGAUCCUGAGUCGAAUGCACAGGCCAGACCACCCCAUAUAGUUCGACGACCAUCAUUGCACCGGCCUACAAAUAAUAAUAUUGCGUUGGAGCCUAGCUCACGCAAAACGAGUUACGCCACCGCCAUUGAAAUCUUACAUAAUGGCCAACGAGUGCCGAGUGGAUUCAACAGACGUGUAUCAGAUAUGAGUGCAUUUGGAGCAGCAGCAGAAGACGUUAUAAUCGAUAACGGUUCUGAUUUGCAUUCUUCCGAACUCAACUUUUUCGAAGUUGAGGAUGCUCAUCCUGAUCCAGCCGUAGAAGCAAGAUACGAGACAUUAAUUAGACAAAUCCAACGUCUAAGAUCUGAAAAUGUAGUUAUACGACAAUCGUCUGCUAAAGAUGCUCGUAAAUUACGUAAAGUGUUGGCUAUGAUGGAUGCUCAAGACCAUGUCAAGGACUCUGUCACGAAUCAUGCUGCUGCUACAGCCCCAGUAUCGCGAUCAGCUACACUACCAGUCCGUUAUCCAUCCGUGUCUGGGCUUUUCGAGCAGGAGCAGGCUCGCUCUUCAAACCACGACUCGAGACAUCCAACUCAACUACAAGAAUGGGUUGCUGAACAACGUAGAGCAUUAAGUGAACGAGGGGGUGGUGAGACUGUCAAUGUCGCUCAGAAAUUCGAACCAUCGUCACCACGAAAACCAGUCUCACAUAACUAUAAUCAAGAACCUACACCACCGUCAUCCACCUUCCGCCCACCACAACAACAACACCAAUUUGCAAUGUAUGGCAACAACACUCAAGCUCAAAACCAUGCCUUGAGCACUGUCGCAUCGGUUGCAGCAGCUGCAGCAGCCGCUGGUGUCCAUGUAGCUCAAACAGGACAAACGGUAAUGAUGAUGUCGUAUGGCGAGACUUUCCCGGAGAGCAUGAUGAUGCAUCGUAAGCGAAAUCCGGUUGCUUCUAUGGCUACCGCCGAGUACAGUAAAGUCGAAUCGGGUACAACUGGUCGUAUGUAUACAAAGACUCGUAACGCUGUUGGUGGCGGUAAUGGAGCCAAGGGCAAAUAUCCAUUUGAUAAGGGAGAUAGUGGGAUUGGAGCUAGUGGAGCUAGUUUGUCGAAUACUACGGAUGAUGGUGCCCGUGUUCCAAAGGUUGUUAAGAGGUCUGAAGGCAAGAAAGGUCCUCUAGACCCAUACUCUAAAAUGAAGCGUGAUAAUGAUCAAGUAGUGGGACAAUUGGCGUCUCUUCCACCUUCAAGUUCAGCUUCGACGGACGCAUAG
Messenger RNA from Synchytrium microbalum, 4836 nucleotides. RefSeq lists its product as uncharacterized. Bases 1 to 4836 code for a protein of 1611 amino acids. The record is from RefSeq and is a predicted model, not a curated record. Gene Ontology annotation, biological process: protein transport to vacuole involved in ubiquitin-dependent protein catabolic process via the multivesicular body sorting pathway. Lineage: Eukaryota; Fungi; Chytridiomycota; Chytridiomycetes; Synchytriales; Synchytriaceae. The transcript has 12 exons. Gene Ontology annotation, cellular component: endosome.